AUGAAUUUCUCAAGUCCUAUUGUUACCGAUGCUCAAGCCCUACUGAUACCAAAUAGCUUCGAUACUCGAGCAAUCGGUGCAACUGCUGCUGGGCCAUUCCUUGUGCGGUUAUGUAAGAUGGCUCAUCAUGACGUUCGAUAUGAACGCAUUCGAUCGGUUGAACGCCCAGAACCCGGUGUAACGAAAAGUCUGAAGAUUUAA
Haemonchus placei is the source of this 201-nucleotide messenger RNA. NCBI's taxonomy places the organism in Eukaryota, Metazoa, Nematoda, Chromadorea, Rhabditida, Trichostrongylidae. The record is from the annotation of a GenBank genome assembly.